Molecule: messenger RNA, 990 nt
Organism: Exophiala oligosperma
Lineage: Eukaryota; Fungi; Ascomycota; Eurotiomycetes; Chaetothyriales; Herpotrichiellaceae
Exons: 3
Coding region: 136-990 (284 amino acids)
Molecular function (GO): hydrolase activity
Source: RefSeq, a predicted model, not a curated record
CUUGAGUCUCAGUCUCGAUCACCCGCUGCGCAAAAUUCCAUCUCCAUCGCCUCCCCGUCUUUCGACCGGAGUCUGACAACAUUAAGCGACUUUACACAGAGGAACAGAGUAUAAUACAGUCCGACCUCACCGAAAAUGACAGAAGGGCAAGCGUGCUCGGCAUGCAUCAAGGGCACCAUCCAUGAGGGCACGCCCCAAGGCAAAGAAGAACUUAUCCACGGCCUCAACACCUAUGUGAUUGGCAACCGCACCAACCCUCGUGCCACCAUCGUCAUCUACUCGGACAUUUUCGGCCUGCCUCUUCCCAACAACAAGCUGAUCGCAGACGCCUACGCCAAAAGCGGCGAGUAUCUCGUCUAUCUCCCAGACUUCUUCAAGGGUGACCCUGUCCGACUCCAGGUCGCCGACGUCCUUCUUCCGGUCGAUGCGGCCAAGCAGUCGAAAUUUGCAAAGUACACUGGCCUUCUCGCCGCGAUGCCGUCGUUCAUCAUGUGGAUGGGCCGGCACAAGUUCGGACCCACCGACAAGAUCUGUAUGGAUUUCCUGAAGGCAUUGAGGCGAUCAACCCCCAAGAGCCAGAAGAUCGGCAUGGUCGGAUUCUGCUGGGGCGGACGAUACGCAAUCCGGGCCGGAUUGGAGAGCAACAUGAUCGAGGUCGAUGGCGCCAAGGUGCCCUUGGUGGACGCGGUGGCAGCCUUGCACCCGAGUCAUCUGUCCCUGCCCGACGAUGUCGAGAACAUGGUGGUGCCCGUCACCUACGGGUGGGGUCGGCACGACGAAGGCGUCAGCUUCGAUACCAAGGCCAAGGUGGAACAGAUACACGCCAAUGCCACCAAGGCAGGAAGGCGGAUUCCCGAGCAGGUGCACAAGGUCUACACCCCCGGCCGCCAUGGGUUCGGGGUCAGGGGCAACCCGGACGAUCCACAAGAACGUGCUGAGCUUGAAGAGUCGGAGAAGCAGGUCCUUGAGUGGAUGAACCGGUGGCUUUGA